This is a messenger RNA of Zychaea mexicana, 477 nucleotides long. RefSeq lists its product as uncharacterized. Lineage: Eukaryota; Fungi; Mucoromycota; Mucoromycetes; Mucorales; Lichtheimiaceae. Bases 1 to 477 code for a protein of 158 amino acids. The record is from RefSeq and is a predicted model, not a curated record. The transcript is spliced from 2 exons.
AUGGCAAGCCCACACCGUAGCGACGUCACCAUCCAGAAACUAUACUGGAUCACCGCACGCAUCUUCGACCAUCAACUAAAGCCCAAUGAGAAUGCGAUUGAUGAUCUUGUAUUUGUAUGCCAAAAAACAGAUAACAUGAUCACAGAAGCAUUGGCAACACUCCAAGAAGAAGUACCUGAUGUUACCAAGUGGAGCCCACCCACAGAUACCAACACCAACACCGUUAGUACCAGUGACAAUGACAAUGACACCACCAGCACAAGUGACAACAACGCCGAUUCCCAUGAUGACACUAAUGCCAAUGACAAUACUACAACUACCCGUACUUAUAACAAUACAAGUGACAGCAGCACCAUUGACAACUGGACGUAUAUUGAACAAUGUAUCUCGAAGCUUGAUGAAAAUGCACCAAUUCUAUGGCAAAACAUAUAUGAUAAUGGCAGGACACGUGGUUUAUUCAAUAAUUAUGCCAGAUAG